CCACCCACCUUUCAUGACUUCCAAGCCCUGUGUGCCAAUUAAGGUGCAGGGUUUAGCGACUUCCUUGGAUACGAUUAGCGUCCCCGGUAACAAAAAUGAAAGGCAAGGGGAACAACUGUAAAGCCUUUGGUGUCAACUAAAAAAAGUGCAAGGUACGAAAUAAGCAAUCCUCUUUGUAAACAAGCUACAUAUCUAAUUAUGGAGGCAUUAAACUAGAUGCCCAGAAAAUUGCAUUCAUUUGAGUGCAAAGAGUAUACCUGGCUACAUCAUUGAGUCCAGCAACUGAUCACAAAGGAAGGUAAGUUUCCAUGGCUGGGCUAAUGCUGUGUGACCCAUCUGAGCUGUACAACAUUCUGAACCAAGCCACUACAUUCUCCAGACUGACUGACACAAAUUAUCUCUGUUUACUUGAUGCACGUAAAAAAUCUGAGUAUGAUGAAAGUCAUGUGAUAACAGCCAAAAGAGCCAAAGAGGAUGAGAAUGGGGAAUACUUGGUCCCUCCCGCUGUUGAACUGGAAUGCCUAAGAUACUGUAUUGUUUAUGAUGGGCAUACAGACUCAUUGAGUGGGGAUGGGCCUGCAAUUCGAUGUGCCAUUGUUCUAGAAGAGAUCAGCCGAAAUCCAAUUCGUAUCCUUAAGGGAGGCUAUGAAGUGUUUUCUGCUUACUACCCUUUCUUCAGAACGCAGACCAUAAUGUAUACUCCACUGGAAAUGGAUGCCCUGCAGCCUUAUCCAGUGGAGAUACUUCGGGCUCAGCUAUACAUGGGAAAUUUCAGACAAGCUAAUGAUCCUCACAUCCAGAAAGAUCUGAAGAUAAAGGCGCAUGUUAAUGUUUGCACUGAUAUUGCAAAUAUCUUUAAAGACCAUGAAACAGGUCAACUCUUGCAUAUCUCUGUAGAAGAUUCUGGAGAAUGUGAUUUAUUGUCAUUCUUCCCAGAAGCAUGCAACUUCAUCGAAUUGCAUAAUGAGAAACAGUCAACAGUACUUGUUUUCUCCACACUUGGUAUAAGUCGCAGCAGCACAAUAGCUAUGGCCUACUUGAUGUAUAAGAAACAAUAUACGUUACAGUAUGCUUGGAAAUAUAUGCGAAAGUGCAAAAUGAAUAUAAGACCAAACCGUGGCUUUGUUGAACAGCUGUCAAAGUGGGAGGAGAGAAUUAUUGGAACAAAGACUACAGAUAUCUCAGAUCCAAACUUCUGACAGAUGCCAAAUGAACUUUAAUCUCAGAUUUUCAAAUUAAUAAGGAACUGAAAGAUGUAAGCUGAAUUAAACUGUACAUUAUUUUCACAGGUGCUCAGACCAAAAGAAGCACUGUAGCUAUUAUAUUCCUUCAUACAUUUUUAAAUAAAAAAUAAACAAUAUUAAA
This is a messenger RNA of Protopterus annectens (West African lungfish), 1365 nucleotides long. It is a transcript of the gene STYXL1, whose product is annotated as serine/threonine/tyrosine interacting like 1. The record is from RefSeq and is a predicted model, not a curated record. Gene Ontology annotation, biological process: negative regulation of cytoplasmic stress granule assembly; positive regulation of intrinsic apoptotic signaling pathway; protein dephosphorylation. The transcript has 10 exons. Gene Ontology annotation, cellular component: mitochondrion. Bases 309 to 1199 code for a protein of 296 amino acids. Lineage: Eukaryota; Metazoa; Chordata; Ceratodontiformes; Protopteridae. Gene Ontology annotation, molecular function: protein phosphatase inhibitor activity; protein tyrosine/serine/threonine phosphatase activity; protein phosphatase binding.